GACCCGCCGGCGCCUCAGGCCUCCUCUCAGGGAAGAGCCCGGCGGAGGCCAUGGCUUUCGCGAGGCGGCCCCUCAUGGCGGCGGCCCUGUUCUUGCUGGCGCUCGUCGCCUCAGCGCGGGCCGAGAGAGGCGCCGUCGUCGGCUGCGCCUCCUCAGGGCUGUGGGAGUCCGAGGCGCCCGAGGCCUGCCCGGCGGAGCUUUCCCCUCAGCCGGCGGGCUUGGUGGUGGCGGCGGCGGCGGCGUCGCCGUCCUUCCGCGGCCCGGGCAACUCGGACCCGCGUCCCAACCGGGAGCUGCCCAUCCUGCUGUGGUGGAGCGGCGGCCUGUUCCCGCACUUCCCGGGCUCGACGGCGCGGCUGGAGUGCGGCGGCGGCGGCUCGUGCCUGGCCACCAAGGAGCGGCGGGCGCGGCUGCGGCGCCGGACGCGGGCGCUGCUCUUCUACGGGACGGACUUCCGCGCCUACGAGGCGCCGCUGCCUCGCCCGCCGCACCAGGCCUGGGCGCUGCUCCACGAGGAGUCGCCCAUGAACAACUACCUGCUCUCGCACGCCGCCGGCGCCAGGCUCUUCAACUACACCGCCACCUUCCGCCGAGAGUCCGGCUACCCGCUCAGCCUCCAGUGGCUGCCCGACCUCGACUACCUGCGCCGCCCGCCCGCGCUCGGCCUGGCCCAGAAGGAGAGCGCCCGGCGGCGGGAAGGCCUGGCCGCCGUCCUCUACAUCCAGUCCCACUGCGACGUCCCCUCCGACCGGGACAGGUACGUCGGGGAGCUGGCCAAGCACCUCCAGGUGGACUCUUACGGGGCAUGCCUGAACAACCGAGAGCUUCCCAGCGCGAGGCUGAAGGACACUUCUACAGCCACCACAGAGGACUCUGAAUUCAUGGCUCUUAUAUCCAAGUACAAGUUCCACCUGGCGAUGGAGAAUGCCAUCUGCCGCGACUACAUGACGGAGAAGCUUUGGCGGCCAAUGCACGUCGGAGCCGUUCCUAUAUAUCGAGGUUCCCCAUCGGUACGUGACUGGAUGCCGGACAAUCAUUCCAUCAUCCUCAUCGAUGACUUUGAGAGCCCCAAAGAGCUAGCAGAAUACAUUAAUUUUCUGGACAGGAAUCCGGAAAAAUAUUUGGAAUACCUGAAGUACAAGAGUCCCGGCGGCAUCACGAACCGGUUCUUGGUGGAGAGCAUGGAGAGGCGGGAGUGGGGAGUGAAUGAUAUGACCCUGCCUAAUUAUUUGAACGGGUUCGAGUGCUAUGUCUGCGACAAGGUAAAUGCCAGAAUGAAGGCGGAGGAGGAGCACAGGAAGUCUCGUGGGAAAGUGCCAGCCCCUGAGCCUGAAAUCGCCCAGUUCUCACACAUGGGGUGCCCGCCACCAGCACCUGGGUAUGGAAAUAUCGAAGACAUUCCUGAUGGAGACAGCUGGAAGGAGAUGUGGCUGCAGGAUUACUGGCAGAGCCUUGAUCAGGCUGAAGCCCUCACAGCCAUGAUUCACCACAACGAGUCGCAUCAGGGGAGAUUCUGGGACUACAUGCACCAAGUCUUCAUGAAGAGAACCCAGCAAAACUAACCAGACUUGUUAUUCCACCUUCUUCAGUGUUACGAGAGGCAAGCAGGGCACCCACAGAUUUACCAGCACCGAAAUUGUGGUUCCAGGACAACUUGGAAAUCAUCUUUUAUAUGUGGUAUUCUCACUUUGGAGAUUACUUUUUUUAAAAAAAUUCUUGCUUCCAAGAAAAGGCCAAUUCCGAACCAGCUUUUGGUAUUGGUUGAUUUGCCACUGCUCCAAGACGAGGAAGCCUCCCUGAUCUGUGGGGCAAAGAAAAGUAUUUAGCAUUUCUGCUGCUUCAGCGUCUCUCAGAAAGUACUUUUUGGUGUGUAUGUGCCAAAUUCCUUAACACGGACUGUUGGGCUUACUGUAAAAGUCCUGAAUGGUUGCACUUCAGGGAUUACCUCCAUUCAUAAGUAUUCUUCAACAUACAUUGGUUUCUUUAAUAUUUUUGAUAUAUUUCAUUUAAUAUGAAAGAGAACAGAACAAGAGUUUACACGAGCUCAGCUAUGCAGUAUUCAAAUAACCACUUCUAUACGGGCUGAAAUAUGUUAUGAACUGUGCACCUUAUUGUAGUGCAUUUCCUGUGUAGAAACUACACAGUUGCUCACUGUUCCCCCAGUGAUGUGACGGGUGCAAGCCAGCAGUAAAUCACACUGAGCAAGUAGGAGUUAACUCUUUAUUAGCAAAAGCAGGAUCUGGGAGUGUCAGGCCUAGUGAGCAGAGCAACCCAUCUCCGGUAGAUCUUGCCCCAUGGAUCAGUUGCUGAAACUGAAAGUCCCCACCUCCUCACAGCCGCCUCAGUGUUAGAAACAGAGAUAUGAAAGCUAGGAGCUAAAUGACACCCUAAACCUAGGUUAUGGGUGCCACAACGGAAUGCUAUUUUUAUAACAAGACUACAAAGCUGAAAAUGAAUGAAUUGCAGCUAAAAUCUUACGUUCGUUUUUCACAUGAUCUAGUCCUCAUCUGAAGACGGCAAAAAACAGAGCCAUGCUUCCCCUGCCCGCCCCCUUAAUAGUUGUAUGAGGGUCCCUCAAAACGCUGCCUUUCUGUAAGGCCAGCUGAGAGGCAGAACCUAUCAGCUUGCCUGAUACUGCAAUCAUUUCUUGGAAGUCGAGCGGGCAGGAAUUUCUCCUCCCAUGCCCUCAGCGCCAGCAGUGGCGGUUUUAAUCUGAAAUCUUGGGUUCAGUACUGCGCCCAGAGCUCAGAAAUUGCUUGCACUAAUGAAAUUCCCAGUUGCAAAAUGUGCCUAGAACAAUGGGAGUUUUGAACGCUGAGCUGCCCAAGUUCCCCUCCUUUUCAGUGUUUUCCCCAAGCAAUCAGACUGUGCCUGCGUGAAGCCAAUUUCUUUCUCCUUUUCUUGCCUCCUGGUUCUGGGAGACCGGCAGGAAAGGAGCUUUUUGCAGGAGGAGGGGCAGACACCUGUGCCUCUUCACCUGCCAGACUCCUCUCUCCUUCUUGGCCUCCGUCCUCUUCUGCCUCUGAUGCUGGACUUCUCUCUGUUACAGACUCUUCCUGCUCACCAAGACCUGUCACCUCUUCAGUUUCUGACACCUCCCCCCCCUUCCUUUCCCUUCCCUCCCUCUGACCACUCGCUGUCACCCCACCAUCAAUCCCUGGGCUCUGAGCCUUUCCUUGGGGUUCCCCAGCCAGUUCCAUCAUUCCUCUGUGUCCAUGACAUGAUGGUUUUAUUAGGCUGGUAAUGACAGGUAGCUUGAUGCGGGAAAGGAAUUGGAGUUAGGAACAAUGGACAAUUUGUGCUGAUUUCCGUUAGUUUUGUUUUGUUUGUUUUUAAAAAUACAGUGGUUCCUCGGGUUACAGACACUUCAGGUUACAGCCGCUUCAAGUUACAGACUCCGCUAUCCCAGAAAUAAUACCUUGGGUUAAGAACUUUGCUUCAGGAUGAGAACAGAAAUAGCGCAGUGGCAGCAGGAGGCCCCAUUAGCUAAAGUGGUACCUCAGGUUAAGAACAGUUUCAGGUUAAGAAAGGACCUCCAGAACGAAAUAAGUUCUUAACCCAAGGUACCACUGUAAUUAAAGUUUAUUGACAAACGCAUACAGAAUACAAUAGAAAUGAUGAAUGUGGCUAAUAGCAAGAAAUGUGAAAGGAGAAAAAUAAAACACAGGUGCAAAGGAGGGGUAAAAAACCAAGAAACGACUGAGAAUACAGUGCCGCAUUCAAUUGUUGCAUAUGAGAAGAAAAAAUUGGGUCAGUGUACUUGUCUGUAGAGCAGGAGGUUAGUGGGCUGGUCAGUUGAGUUCGCAUAGGAGAGAAACUUCAACCAUAUUGAGUAAAAAAGACCCAUCUCGAUGAACCGUUAGUGACUCUCUGUUAAUAUGCCCUGUGGAACUCCCUCCCACCAGAUGUCAAAGAGAACAACAACUACCAAGCUUUUAGAAGACAUCUGAAGGCAGCCCUCUUUAGGGAAGCUUUUAAUGUUUGAUGUAUUACUGUAUUUUAAUAUUUGGUUGGAAGCCGCCCAGAGUGGCUGGGGAAGCCCAGCCAGAUGGGCGGGGUAUAAAUAUUAAAUUAUUAUUAUUACAAUGUCCCAUACUUUCACUAACUACACCUCCUAGGAAGGAGGUGGUGUCGACUUCCAGUGGGCAGCCCCUGUCAAUCUGGCUGCGUCAAGAAUGCUUCGUCCAUCAGUUUAAUAAAAGUAUCGCCCCCCAAAAAAAACAUUUUUCUGUUCACAGAGGUACAUUUCUGUUUACAGAAUUAAAAAGGCUACGCAGUGGAUUGUUGGAAGUAUAUUCAAGUCCAGUUUUUGUACUUGUAUGGGUCAAGAUGUGUUGCAAACACUAGUUUUAACCUUCUUCCUUUACCCUUAAAACUCACGCUGUGUGCAAACGUAGCUCUUCAAUAAGAGGCAUACAAACGUGAUAUUCUUUAUCCAGAUACUUGGAAUCCAGCACAAUUUUCAGUCUCCAGGUAGUAGAGAACACAUGCUGUGUCUCACAGGUAUGACUGGUCACCUGCUGGACAGAAGUCAUGGGGGUGCAUGUGGCACAAGAGCCCCUCACCUUCAGCGAACAGGUUCAUUCCCUGGAGACCAAGGUGGCUGGCUGACCUGUCCUGGCUGGCUCCCAGGCCCUCGCCCUGUGGAAUGCCAUCCCAUCAGAUGUCAAAGAGAUGAAUAACUACAUAACCUUUAGAGGUCAUCUGAAGGCAGCCCUGAAUUGGGAAUCUUUUUAAUGUGUAAUUUUUUAUUAUGUUUUUAUAUAUGUUGGAAGCCACCCAGAGUGGCCACGGCAACCAGUCUGAUGGGAUAUGUGUGUGCUACAAAUAAUAAAUUGUUAUUGUUCUGAAAGGA
Messenger RNA from Podarcis raffonei (Aeolian wall lizard), 4855 nucleotides. It is a transcript of the gene POFUT4, whose product is annotated as fucosyltransferase 11. Gene Ontology annotation, molecular function: alpha-(1->3)-fucosyltransferase activity. The coding region runs from base 51 to 1562 and encodes 503 amino acids. The transcript has 3 exons. Lineage: Eukaryota; Metazoa; Chordata; Lepidosauria; Squamata; Lacertidae. Gene Ontology annotation, cellular component: Golgi membrane. The record is from RefSeq and is a predicted model, not a curated record.